AUGGCAGAGCCUAUCGCGAGUCUGUCGCCGUUGAGCCGGUCGGACGGGUCUGCCGCUUACAACUGUCCCGCGUCCGGCUUUCAGAUCCUGGCCGCUGUCACAGGCCCCGUCGAACUGCCUGGUCGCCGCGAUGCCCAGAAGCCUGAAGAGGCUACGCUGGAAGUAUUGGUCAAGCCUGGCACAGCCCAAGGCGCUAUUGGAGAAAGAUAUGUCGAGGACAUCUUGAAGACUCUACUCGGCAGAGUCGUCCUGGGAAGGGACAAGGGAUUUCCGAGACGAGGGAUAGUGAUCACUUUGCUGGUUCUUGGGGGCUCGGGCGGUGGGAAAAUCCAAAGGGGUGAAUCAUAUCUGCCUAUCCUGCCUGCGCUACUCCAUGCCGCACUCCUCGCCCUUCUUUCUGCAGCGAUCCCCAUGUCUAUGACGUACACCGCAGUCGCCUUAGCUGUGACCAACGCAAAUCAAAUAGUUCGUGACCCUUCGCCCAGUGAGUGCAAAACAGCAAAGUCGCUGCAUACCCUUGCAUUCUCCUCCAAGGGCCAUCUGCUUUUGAAUGAAAGCCAGGGUAGUUUUGACUUUGACACGUGGGAUCUGGUAUAUGACCGUGCAUAUUCCAUUUGCAGGGGAACAAAGGUUUCGGGGGCAGAUGGUGAUGUUGCAAUGGGCGAGAAGCCUAGCUUGGAGAGUGUCAUCCGAGAAGUGGUCGAGGAUAAAAUCUAUAAGGAUUACGCGUGGGCGAUUGAUGCAGCCUGA
This is a messenger RNA of Talaromyces proteolyticus, 750 nucleotides long. RefSeq names its product putative exosome complex subunit Rrp46. Gene Ontology annotation, cellular component: nucleolus; nuclear exosome (RNase complex); cytoplasmic exosome (RNase complex). The coding region runs from base 1 to 750 and encodes 249 amino acids. The record is from RefSeq and is a predicted model, not a curated record. The transcript is spliced from 2 exons. Gene Ontology annotation, biological process: poly(A)-dependent snoRNA 3'-end processing; U4 snRNA 3'-end processing; rRNA catabolic process. NCBI's taxonomy places the organism in Eukaryota, Fungi, Ascomycota, Eurotiomycetes, Eurotiales, Trichocomaceae.